AUGCAGCACCGUUUUCAGUCCGGAGCGGAAUUUAUGUUACGCAGCCUCGACCCAAACGAGCUCGUAACGAUGCGAAACGUCAACAAGCUGCACGAGGCACCGUGGCGGUAAAUCGACAUUGCUCUGAGUUUGGUGUAGCUGCUGUGUCGCCUUGUGGUUUCCAGUCCGUCGGUUUACGUCCGCAGAGCAGGCAUGGCCAGCAGCGGUGGCGGUGCCGCAGACAUGGAUCCAGAUGUUGCUCGCAGGCUGUUUGAGGAGGGAGCUUUCCUGGUGCUGCUCGGUGUUCCUCAGGGCACAGAGCUGGGCAUUGACUGCAAGAGUUGGCAGGUCGGUCCCCGCUUCAAGGGUGUGAAGAUGAUCCCCCCGGGUCUGCACUUCCUCCACUACUGCUCGGUCAACAAGCCCAGCUGUGGAGGAGAAAUUGGCCCCAAGACCGGGCUCUUCAUCACCCUCAAACCCAAAGAGAUCCUGUUGGCCAACUGGGAUCCCAAAGAAGAGGAUCUGGACUUCUCCGCCUCCCAGAAUGAAGAGGAGGUGAGCCGGAUCAGGGCAAAUUUACGAGAUCUGGAUGCUUUCCUUGGGCCCUAUCCGUAUGAGGUGAUGAGGAAGUGGGUGUCCCUCACUGACCGCCUGAGCGAGGAGGUGGCGAACAACCUGCAGCCUCUGUCAGGCCGCAUCUGCGCCUUCAGUGACGUCAUCCCCGAGCUCCAGCUGAAGCACACCAAAGACAGGGCAGAGCAGCCGAGGAAUGACACAGCCUGUCAGAGCAUGAAAGAGGGACUCGCCAGGCUCCCCAGGAUGAAGCUGAGGGAGGGGACUGAGCUGCGCUUCUCUGUUAUCCCUAAGAAGACCUACCCUCCUGGAGCCACACCGGCCGAGAUCACCCAGUGCAGUCUGGACUUCAGCUACGCCCUGGAGACUGUGCUGGCGAAGAACCAUGAGCUGCAGCCUCUCAACCUGCUGGGUGAGCUGCAGUUUGCCUUUGUGUGUUUCCUGAUUGGAAAUGUAUACGAGGGCUUCGAGCACUGGAAAUGUCUCCUGGCACUGCUGUGUCGAUCAGAGGAGGCGAUGCGAACGCGCAAGGAGCUCUACCUGGGGCUCAUCGCCGUGCUUUACCACCAGCUAGGAGAAAUCCCGCCCGACUUCUUCGUGGACAUCGUGUCUCAGAACAACUUCCUCACCACCACGCUGCAGGACUUCUUCCAGUUUGCCAGCGGGCCUGGUGUCGACAGCACACUACGUAAGAGAGCAGAGAAGUUCAAAGCUCAUCUCACCAAGAAGUUUCGCUGGGAUUUUGAUGCAGACUUGGACGACUGUGCACCUGUGGUGGUGGAGCUGCCCGAAGGUGUUACAGUGGACUGAGACCUCUACUAUGACUCCGUAAGCAGGGAAAUGGACAGAAAUUAAUCUGACGCUGAAGGAGAGUGAAGUAUAGUAUUUAACAUCAGCUCCAAAUGUUCUCAGAAGGCUUGAAGAAAUGUAAAAACACUGAGCACUGCAGUACCACAGUCCUCCAAACGACCACACACUCUUCCUUCUAGCAACACUAGUAGUUAACACUCGUCGCAUGUGGGUUGAACAACAUCUUCUUACAUAUGUACACGGUUUGUACACUGUUAUGAAAACGGCAAACACAUUAUUAAAUCUACUUGAGCGUUCAGUCAUGGUAGAGCUGUGUUAUACUAAAUGUCAGUGGUGCCCUCUGGUGGUGGUGUUCUCCAGGUUCGGCGAGCAAGUUUGCAUUGCUUGACAGAUUUAGAAACCACAUUUCAACACAUUUGUUGCCAAAAUCAGCCCCCCUUAUAUUUUAAACCUCGCUGUAGUUGGUGAGUUUAUUAAUGGCCAUGCUUAAGGACUAACCUUAAUGUCACCAAACUGUAUGAGAAUUAAAGAUGUACAGAUUUUUCUAGAAGAAAACAUAAAGUAUAGUUUUGUGUGACUGUAGUGUUUCUGUACCUCAUAUAUUACCAAAUAAAUAAUACUUUUUAAAAAGAA
Larimichthys crocea (large yellow croaker) is the source of this 1995-nucleotide messenger RNA. RefSeq names its product AAR2 splicing factor (gene aar2). The transcript has 3 exons. The record is from RefSeq and is a predicted model, not a curated record. The coding region runs from base 193 to 1362 and encodes 389 amino acids. Gene Ontology annotation, biological process: spliceosomal tri-snRNP complex assembly. Lineage: Eukaryota; Metazoa; Chordata; Actinopteri; Sciaenidae.